Molecule: messenger RNA, 1566 nt
Organism: Hippopotamus amphibius kiboko
Lineage: Eukaryota; Metazoa; Chordata; Mammalia; Artiodactyla; Hippopotamidae
Gene: FGL2
Product: fibrinogen like 2
Exons: 2
Coding region: 97-1395 (432 amino acids)
Source: RefSeq, a predicted model, not a curated record
GCCUGACUCAGGCAGGCAGCUGCUGCUUUUAGAACAGCUACUUAAAACAGCUCCAGCCCGGCACCCUUCCCUGCUGGGGUGAGCGCCACCGCAAAGAUGAAGCUGGCGAAGUGGUGCUGGCUGAGCUCAGCUGUCCUUGCUGCUUAUGGUUUUUUGGUGGUGGCAAACAAUGCAACAGAGGAAAUUAAAGAUGAAGCAGCCUCGGACGCCUGCCCGGUGAGACUAGAAAGCAGAGGGAAAUGCCAGGAGGGAGGUGAAUGUCCCUACCAGGUGAACCUGCCCCCGCUGACUAUUCAGCUUCCCAAGCAGUUUGGCAGGAUCGAGGAGGUGUUCAAAGAAUUCCAGAACCUCAAGGAAAUUGUGAAUAGCCUGAAGAAGACCUGUCAAGACUGCAAACUGCAGGCUGACGACAACCGAGACCCGGGCAGAAAUGGACUGUUAGAAGAUGGUGACAACAGAGUUAGAGAAUUGGAGGGCGAGGUUAACAAGCUGUCCUCUGACCUGAAGCAUGCCAAGGAGGAGAUUGAUGUGCUUCAGGGUAGCCUGGAGAAGCUGAAUCUUGUCAAUAUGAACAACAUAGAACAUUAUGUUGAUAGCAAAGUGGCAAACCUAACAUUUGUUGUCAAUAGUUUGGAUGGCAAAUGUUCAUCUAAAUGUCCCCAUCAAGAACACAUACAAUCACGUCCAGUUCAACAUCUUAUAUAUAAAGAUUGCUCUGAAUACUACACAAUAGGCAAAAGAAGCAAUGAGCUCUACAGAGUCACACCAGAUCCCAAAAAUAGUAGCUUCGAAGUUUUCUGUGACAUGGAGACCAUGCGGGGAGGCUGGACAGUGCUGCAGGCACGUCUUGAUGGAAGCACCAACUUCACCAGAACAUGGCAAGACUACAAAGUAGGCUUUGGAAACCCCAGAAGAGAAUUUUGGCUGGGGAAUGAUAAAAUCCAUCUUCUGACUAAGAGUAAGGACAUGAUUCUAAGAAUAGAUCUUGAAGACUUUAAUGGUGUCAAACUCUAUGCCUUGUAUGAUCAUUUUUAUGUGGCCAACGAGUUUCUCAAAUACCGUCUACACAUUGGUAACUAUAAUGGCACAGCUGGAGAUGCCUUACGUUUCAAUAAACAUUACAACCACGAUCUGAAAUUUUUCACCACCCCGGAUAGAGACAAUGAUCGAUACCCCUCUGGGAACUGUGGGCUGUACUACAGUUCAGGCUGGUGGUUUGAUGCAUGUCUUUCUGCAAACUUAAAUGGCAAAUAUUACCACCAAAAAUACAGAGGUGUCCGAAAUGGGAUUUUCUGGGGCACCUGGCCUGGUAUAAGUGAGGCACAACCUGGUGGCUACAAGUCCUCUUUCAAAGAAGUCAGAAUGAUGAUCAGACCCAAGCACUUUAAGCCAUAAAUCACUAAUGCUUGUUCUUCUGGGUAUUCAUUAUCUAAUAGAGCAAUUAAUUCCUUCAACACUUUGGAAUAUGUUUCAUACUCCUUUUCCAUGGUUUAAAAUUUAUCUAUGCACAAAGGUUUCUUAUACUACACAGCAUUUGAAAUAAAGCUGAAAAAUAUGCCUUUUAAA